AUACCCUUCAUUCCACUUCUAACUAAACACACUCUUUACUUCUAGCUUUGCCAAUUUUCAUAGCAAUGGCAAAGCUAUUCCAUUUCCUUCCUCUUUUCUGCCUCAACCUAUUCUUCAUUGUCACACUCUUUCAAACUGUUUCAUCUCAAACAGCUACAUCUCCAGCCCCAUCAGGACCAACAAACAUAACACAAGUCCUAGAAAAAGCAGGACAGUUCACAACAUUCAUCAAGCUACUUAAGGCGACACAAGUAUCCGACCGUAUCAAUUCGCAGCUCAACAAUUCAAACCAAGGCCUAACGAUUUUCGCACCAACAGAUAAUGCAUUCUCGAGCCUAAAAUCCGGAACAUUAAACUCGAUAAGUACACAAAACCAGCUUCAACUUUUGCAGUUUCAUAUUCUACCUACACUUUACACAAUCUCGCAGUUUCAAACUGCUAGUAACCCCUUACACACGCAAGCUGGAAACAGUGAUGAUGGAGAGUAUCCUCUUAAUGUUACUACUUCUGGAAAUCAAGUUAAUGUGACUACUGGUGUGGUUGAUACAACUGUUUCUAAUACUAUUUAUAGUGAUAAUCAGCUUGCAGUUUAUCAGGUUGAUCAAGUGCUUCUUCCCAUGGCUCUUUUCGGACAAGCGCCGACGGCUGCUCCGGCUGAGGCGCCUGCACCGAGUAAGCCGGAGAAAAGUGUUCGGGCUUCUGAUGCUCCGAAAGGGUCGAAGGAUAGUCCGGCGGAUGAUUCUAGUGCUGUUGGUUUGAAUGGCUAUGCAGGUGUUACAUUGUUUGCUGCAAAUGUUGUUGUUUCUUAUUUGAUGAUGUAAGUAUUGGGAUGGUGAAUUUUUAUGUUAUUUUCUAUUUUAUUUUCUUUCCUUGAGGUGAAUUUGAGUUUGUUGAUGAUGAAGAUCUCUUGUACUUUUGUUGUGACAAUAUGAAGAAAAUUUUGAGUGUAAUAUAAAUGAUUUUUUAUAUGAUUGAGAUUUGUAAUUUAGAAGUGAA
Messenger RNA from Vicia villosa (hairy vetch), 996 nucleotides. Its product is annotated as fasciclin-like arabinogalactan protein 11. The record is from RefSeq and is a predicted model, not a curated record. Bases 66 to 821 code for a protein of 251 amino acids. Lineage: Eukaryota; Viridiplantae; Streptophyta; Magnoliopsida; Fabales; Fabaceae. The transcript has a single exon.